AUGGACUACAACUAUAACGCGAGAAUGAGUCAACAAUUUCGAUCGUCGCAGUCACAGCAGCAACAGCGCAGCAAGAAGAAAGAAGAUGAUCCAGAUCUGUUCAUGCGCCUGUCAGACAAAGAGAUUGCAGGAUGCAUUAGCGACAUCGGAGUACCAUGUACGCCUGCCGACCUCCAGAAGCCCAAUCCACAGCACAUCCAGAUGAUCUUCGAACUGAUCGCCGAGCUUGUGAUGAACGCUACUCGAGACACCAUUGAUCCAGCUAUGCGCGCUGCUGCUGAGGAUGUCUGUGGGGACUAUAUCGAGAUCGUCCCGGUGGACACAAGAAACUUGAUGGGCUUCUUCGUUAGCUUGCGUGGCAUGCUGCUCCAGUGCGGCAUUCAUGACUUUUCAUUCUCAGACCUGCUUCGGCCAACACAUGACCGCCUGAUCAAGAUCUUCUCAUACACCAUCAACUUCAUCAGGUUCAAGGAGUCACAAUGCGCUGUCGUCGACGACAACUUUGGAAAGUCCGAGGCAACGAAAGCGCGGAUUGAGAAUCUCUACCUGGAGAAUCAGGACAUGGAGCAACAGUUGGAGGAGAUGAGACGCAACCGAAAGGCGAUGGAGAGCGUUGGCAAGGAAAAGGCGAAGAGAAAUGAUGAACUGAAAGCACGGUUACUGGAACUCAAAGACGACCAGAAGAGAAUUGCUGAGCAGCUCGAGAAAGUGCGAGCCGACAAAGCUCGGAGCCAGACCGUGUUGGAGGAAAAGACUGAGAGGUUGAUGAGAAAUCGACAAGAAAGCGAGAAACUUCGACCAUACGUGUUGCAGAGUCCGGCCGCGUUGCAAGACUCGCUGGUGGAGCUUUCGGGGAAACUCUCGCAAGAAAAAGCCCAGGUUGACAACCUCGAGCGUCGCAGCCGAGCGCUACAAACUUCCGGUGAUACCUUCACUGGGGUGCAAAACGACGUCCAGUCAUGCGUAAAGGUUCUGGAAGAGGUUAGCAUCGAAUUGCAAAAGGAAGAAGAGGAAGAAGCUCGAGCAUCAAAGAGUCGGGAAGAGCUAGCAGAACGCACCAACGAGGCCAAGGACAUUGAGGACUAUGAGAAGCAGCUACAAACGCAACUCAAGCGAUGGGAAGAACGAACAGAAGAGACAAGAGCAAAGGCCAAGAAGAAAGAGCUAGAGGCAAAGGCACGGAUGGAGAAGCUGAAGGGCGUUCAACAACAACUGCGAGAAGAAAGGGCCGAGAAGGAUAGAGAGAUGGAAAGAAGACGGAUGAGGAUUGAGCAGACCGAGAAGAAGAUGGCCGACCUGAAAGAGAAUAUCGAGCAUGAGGUGCACAGUGCCCACGAUGAGUACAUGAAGCUCGAGUCGCAUAUCAAGCUCUACAUCACCGAAAUGGAGCAAUGCAUAUGA
Molecule: messenger RNA, 1401 nt
Organism: Endocarpon pusillum Z07020
Lineage: Eukaryota; Fungi; Ascomycota; Eurotiomycetes; Verrucariales; Verrucariaceae
Product: kinetochore protein nuf2
Exons: 3
Coding region: 1-1401 (466 amino acids)
Biological process (GO): mitotic spindle organization; meiotic chromosome segregation; attachment of mitotic spindle microtubules to kinetochore
Cellular component (GO): Ndc80 complex; kinetochore
Molecular function (GO): protein-containing complex binding
Source: RefSeq, a predicted model, not a curated record